Molecule: messenger RNA, 700 nt
Organism: Bactrocera neohumeralis
Lineage: Eukaryota; Metazoa; Arthropoda; Insecta; Diptera; Tephritidae
Product: cecropin-1
Exons: 2
Coding region: 1-192 (63 amino acids)
Biological process (GO): antibacterial humoral response; defense response to Gram-positive bacterium; defense response to Gram-negative bacterium
Cellular component (GO): extracellular region
Source: RefSeq, a predicted model, not a curated record
AUGAACUUCAACAAAAUUUUCGUACUUUUGGCUGUCUUCAUUGCCGUCUUCGCUGGACAAACUGAAGCGGGUUGGUUGAAAAAAAUUGGCAAGAAAAUUGAGCGCGUGGGUCAACAUACACGAGAUGCCACCAUCCAGACCAUUGCCGUAGCACAACAGGCCGCCAAUGUUGCGGCAACAUUGAAGGGAUAAACUUAAUAAGUUCGCAAGCCGAUGCAAAAAAUAUUUAUGUACCUAAAUUAGUUUAGUAUUUAUUUAUUUAGAUUUAUUUGUGACUGAAUUAUGGAAAUUAAAAAAAGAGUAUUUCAAAGAAAAUAACCGUUUAUAAAAAAUGUGCAACUUUUUCUUAUGCAUACAUAUGUAUGUAUGUAUGUUAACGAAUAUAAUAUUAAAUUUGAUUUAGCAAUCGAAGAAUACUUAAAGCAAGCUAUCAUUAAUUGUUGUAUUUUGGAGUAGCUUACUUUGGGUGUUCGCUUUGAACUCUCUCAAAACUACCAUUAAAGUGGGGAGAACUGAUAUAAUGAAGAGUUUAGGGAAACGAAAGAAAGAAUUCGGUUCUUCAGAAGUAAAGCACUUCAAGUAAUUAAGUGAAGUAAAAUUAUUAUUAGACCAGUCCUUCAUAUAAUAUUGAACAUUUUAGCACAUUUUAAUUCAAUUUUGAGAGUUAUCAAGAUAAAUAAAUAAAAAUGGUUAUCAAUAA